UGUUUUCUUUUAUCUUGGAAUAUAUUGACUUUGUUUGAAUAUUUAUUUUAUUUGACCUUGUAAAUAAAUAAAUAUCCGGCCAACAAGAAAAAUAUCCAGAUUAUCUAAAAGAAAAUUCUCUAGCUCAGGAAGGAAGCUUCAAUGGCGGUGGCCAGUAGUGGAGCUUUUGUUGCAGUAUCGGCCUCUUCCUUGAAAAUUGAUGUACAAUCCAAGGUACGUAGAUGUAUUUCUUGUCAUUCUAUUGAAAAUAAUAAUGGAGAACUGAACUCCAACCAAAACACAAACUCGAACCAUACUACAAAGUUUCGAUAUAGUAGGGCAUCUCCUUCUGUGAGAUGGCCAAAUUUAAAGCUAGGAGAGAUAUAUGAUUCAGCACAAACUCAUUUAAAUGUCACCUCUAAUGCACCAGCGAAGAAGGUGAAUGAUACGGAAGUUGUUGAGGAAUUUGGGGUUGAGGAUGAUAAUGUGGAUGGUGUAGGGAAUGUUAAUGUGAGUGAUGAGAAUUUGGAGGUUUUGGGUAGGUUUAGUAAGACUAAGGCUAAGAAGAUGACUAAAUUGGCAUUGAAAAGGGCAAAAGAUUGGAGAAAGCGGGUUCAAUUUUUGACAGAUAAGAUAUUAGGGUUGGGGCCUGGUGAGUUUGUAGCUGAUGUGUUGGAUGCGAAGUUGGUGCAGAUGACUCCUACUGAUUAUUGCUUUGUGGUUAAAUGGGUGGGACAGUCGAGUUGGCAGCGAGCAUUGGAGGUUUAUGAAUGGUUGAAUCUUAGGCACUGGUACUCGCCUAAUUCUCGUAUGCUAGCCACCAUAUUGGCGGUGCUUGGAAAGGCAAACCAGGAAGCGCUGGCGGUGGAGCUUUUUGUUAGAGCGGAGCCUUCUGCUGGUAAUACAGUGCAGGUCUACAAUGCGAUGAUGGGGGUUUACGCUAGGAACGGUAGAUUCUCAAAGGUACAAGAAAUGCUGAAUUUGAUGCAAGAGCGUGGUUGCGAGCCAGAUCUUGUAAGCUUCAAUACCCUGAUAAAUGCACGUUUAAAAUCAGGACCCUUGGGGGAAAAUAUGGCCAUGGACCUUUUAAAUGAGGUCAGACGAUCUGGUAUUCGACCAGAUACUAUAACGUAUAACACUCUUAUUAGUGCUUGCUCUCGUGAGUCCAAUCUGCAGGAAGCAAUAAAGGUAUUUAGUGAUAUGGAGGCUAAUAAUUGUCAACCUGAUUUAUGGACAUAUAAUGCCAUGAUAUCAGUUUUUGCUAGAUGUGGGCUUGCAAGUAGGGCUGAGAAAAUUCUUAGAGAACUGGAGACUAAAGGGUUUUUUCCAGAUGCUGUUACAUAUAAUUCGCUCUUGUAUGCUUUUGCUAGAGAAGGUAAUACUGAGAAGGCAGGAGAGAUUUGUGAAGAGAUGUUAAAAAGAGGAUUUGCGAAGGAUGAAAUGGCAUACAACACUAUCCUUCACAUGUAUAGUAAGCAGGAGCAACACAAUGUGGUGCUGGAUCUCUAUAGGAAUAUGAAAUUGUCUGGACUAGUUCCUGAUGCAAUAACAUAUACUGUUCUGAUUGACUGUCUAGGAAAAGCCAACAGAAUGACCGAGGCUGCAAAUUUGAUGUCAGAGAUGUUGGAUAGUGGGGUUAAACCUACGCUGCGGACAUUUAGUGCAUUAAUUUGUGGGUAUGGUAAAGCUGGGCUACGAGUAGAGGCUGAAGAAACCUUUAAUUGUAUGCUGAGGUCUGGAAUCAAGCCUGACAAGUUGGCGUAUUCAGUUAUGAUGGAUAUCUUGUUGAGGUCUGGUGAUACAAGAAAAACAAUGGCGUUGUACAUGGAUAUGGUUCGUGGUAAUUUUACACCCGACUACAACCUUUAUCUUUCUCUGAUUCAUCUUCUCAAGAAGCAAAACGAAGAUGAUGGUCUUCAAAGAGUCAUCUCUGAUUUGCAGCAGUUAUGUGGCAUGACUCCGCUAAAUAUAUCUUCCAUUCUUGUUCAAGGUGAAUGUUUUGACGAGGCUGGUGAGUUUUUGAGGUUGGCUGUUGCUCAUGGCUAUGAUUUGGACCACAAAAUUCUAAUGAAAAUCCUCGGUUCAUUUAGUUCAUCUGGUCGACACGUGGAAGCAGAAGAUUUGCUUAAUUAUUUGAGGGAUAAUGCGUCUUCAUCUCGGGACCUUGUUGAAGAGGCCUUAGUAAUCGUAUUUUGCGGUGCUAACAAACUUGAUGCAGCCAUGAAGCAAUACGAUAGCAUCAAGGAGGCUGGCUUAUUUUGUGGAAGCUGCAUGAUGUAUGAGUCUUUGAUAAUUUGUUGCAAAGAAUCUGAACGCUUUGCUGAUGCAUCUCAAAUAUUUUCUGAUAUGAGAUUUUUGGGGAUUGAGCCAUCACAUAACAUAUACCAAAGUAUGGUGCUCAUAUAUUGUCAAAUGUCCUUCCCGGAGACAGCACAAUGGGUGCUUCAUGAAGCAGAAGCUAAAGGUAUGAUUUUUAAAGAUGGUGGCGUAUUUGUUAGUCUUAUUUAUGCAUAUGGGAACAUAAAGGAACUGCUGAAGGCGGAAUGUGCUGUUUCUCUCCUAAGACAAAGGUCUAAGAUUGUGGAAAGGAAGGUCUGGAAUGCACUGCUAGAAGGUUAUGCUGCAUGUGGCUGUUAUGAACAAGCUAGGGCAGGUUUCAAUACAAUGAUGAGAGAUGGACCUUCUCCAACCAUAGAUACAAUUAAUUUGUUGAUGCAAGCUUUGAUUGUGGAUGGAAGACUAAAUGAACUAUAUGUGUUGAUUCAAGAGCUUCAAGAUAUGGGUUUUAAAAUUAGUAAAAGUACCAUCCUUUUGAUGCUUGAAGCAUUUGCUAAAGCUAAAAAUAUAUUUGAAGUAAAGAAAAUAUAUAAUGGGAUGAAGGCUGCAGGUUAUCUCCCAACGAUGCAUGUCUACAGGAUUAUAAUUGGGUUGCUAUCCCGGGGAAAACGAGUUAGAGAUGUUGAAGCCAUGGUUGUUGAGAUGGAAGAAGCUGGAUUCAAGCCUGAUCUUUCAAUUUGGAAUUCAUUGCUAAAAAUGUACACUGGCAUUGAAGAUUAUAAAAAGACUGCUGAAGUUUACAAGAAAAUUCUAGAAGCUGGACUUGCUGCUGACGAGGAGACUUACUGUACUUUGAUACUGAUGUAUUGCCGAGACCGAAGACCUGAAGAAGGCUUAUCUCUAAUGCAUGAAAUGAGGAGAAAGGGUUUUGGCCCUAACUUGGACACUUGCAAAAGCUUGAUUGCAGCCUGCAGUAAGCAGCGUCUUAUAAAUGAAGCUGAGGAGGUCUUCAAUGACUUGCAAGCAAAAGGGUUCAAGUUGGACCGUUCUUUUUAUCAUUUAAUGAUCAAAAUGUACAGAGAUUCUGGAAAAUAUGAUAAAGCUGAAAAGCUACUUAAUCAGAUGAAGGAUGCCGGAGUUGAGCCCACUCUUGCAACAAUGCAUUUGAUGAUGAUGUCUUAUGGAAGCUCUGGACAACCUAAAGAAGCUGAGAAGGUCCUUGAUAAUAUUAAAUUUUCAGGUCUUAAUCUUAGUACACUUCCCUAUAGUUCAGUGAUCGAUGCCUUCCUAAAACAUGGAGAUUAUGACAUUGGAAUUCAAAAGCUUAUGGAAAUGAAGGAUGAUGGUGUGGAACCUGAUCAUAGAAUAUGGACUUGUUUUGUUUAUGCUGCAAGCUUAUGUCAGAGUUCAAAAGAAGCUAUGAUUCUGUUGAAGGCAUUGCAAGAUGUUGAUUUUGAUCUUCCAGUAAGGCUGCUUACUGAAAAUUGGGAAUCAUUGGUCACCAUCUUGGAUAAUUGGCUUGAGAGAUUACAGCCACUUGACGACAAUGCUGCAUUCAAUUUUGUGAAUGCUUUAGAGAACCUGUUGUGGGCAUUUGAACGCAGGGCUACAGCUUCAUUGCUUUUCCAACUGGCAGUAAAGAGGAAUAUUUACCAAGAUGGUGUGUUCAGAGUGGCUGAAAAAGACUGGGGAGCUGAUUUCCGAAAGUUGUCUGCAGGUGCUGCUCUUGUGGGUCUUACAUUAUGGCUUGACCAAAUGCAGGAUGCAUCAUUGGAGGGAUCACCAGAGUCCUCAAAAUCAGUUGUUCUAAUUACAGGGACAGCAGAAUACAACUUGGUCUCAUUAAACAGCACACUGAAGGCAUACCUUUGGGAGAUGGGAUCACCAUUUUUGCCUUGUAGGACAAGAAGCGGAGUUUUAGUUGCAAAGGCUCAUUCUCUAAGAAUGUGGUUGAAAGACUCCCCAUUUUGCUUCGAUCUUGAAUUGAAAAAUGCCCCUUCACUUCCAGAAUCAAACUCUAUGCAACUUAUUGAAGGGUGUUUCAUGCGACGUGGCCUUGUACCUGCUUUCAAGGACAUAACUGAAAAACUAGGAGAAGUACGACCAAAAAAAUUUGCCCGAUUAGCAUUGUUGUCGGAUGAGAAAAGGGAAAAGAGUAUCCUGGCAGAUAUAGAAGGAAGGAAAGAUAAACUAGAGAAGAUAAAAAGAAAAGUUGGUGUAAAUUUGAAGAGGGGGAUAAAGCACCAGAAAAGACAGUUUGUCAGUAAAAUAAUAUCAUUAGACAGACACCAGAGAGUUGCUUCCUCCGUCAAAUCUGCUUCCAAAUAAGUGUGAUACCGUAAUUACAUCUGUCUCUGAUGAGUCAUGAGAUAUUUUCCUCCCUCUUCAACAUCAUGCAUAUCUAAGAAGAAAGGAAAAGGCAUGGCUUUAGGUAAUGUUUUUAUCGCAAUCCUUCUUGUUCACAAAAGAUGAGCGUAGUGCUUGGAUGCCCGUAGGAAUUAUUUCCACGCAAGAUUGAUAUCAAAUCCAAGGACCAUUUUCAUGCUUAGGCAGCUGUAACUUAUCAGGUUGGUGAAGGAUGGAUGGAAAAUUGGUAAUGCUUUAUUCAAGGAAGAAAUCUAGAGGAGGCUAUGCAAUAGUAUGAAAUGGAUUCAGGCUAUACCAUAUAUGGAAGAUGUUUUCAUUUUUGGCUUUUUGGGAGUAUUGUGAUAUGGCUUUGAUGUCAAGAAUCUUUGCCUUCCCAAAAUGGCUGAAAAACUGAAGUGAUACAACAAGGCUAUGUAUAGAAUUGUUUGUGAGUAUCUCUAUUUUAUCUCAACAAGAUGGAUUUAACUUGCUCGGUGAUCUGGUAGUGGAGGCCUAAAAUGAUAUUGUUAAAGCAUUAAAAAAGUUUCUGGUACGGAAAAGCUAUUACAAAAUUUUAAGCCUGUUUGGUUAACGGUACUAAUCGGUGGUAACGAGAAUAAUUUGUAUUGUAAAUUUUCAUGAUAUAUAUCAUGUCAUUCCCAUGGUAAUAAAAGUUUGAUCAUAUUAACGUA
This is a messenger RNA of Amaranthus tricolor (Joseph's coat), 5294 nucleotides long. RefSeq names its product pentatricopeptide repeat-containing protein At3g18110, chloroplastic. The transcript is spliced from 6 exons. The coding region runs from base 142 to 4584 and encodes 1480 amino acids. Lineage: Eukaryota; Viridiplantae; Streptophyta; Magnoliopsida; Caryophyllales; Amaranthaceae. Gene Ontology annotation, molecular function: protein binding. The record is from RefSeq and is a predicted model, not a curated record.